This is a messenger RNA of Megalobrama amblycephala (Wuchang bream), 2233 nucleotides long. Its product is annotated as N-acylneuraminate cytidylyltransferase B-like. The coding region runs from base 333 to 1601 and encodes 422 amino acids. Gene Ontology annotation, molecular function: N-acylneuraminate cytidylyltransferase activity. NCBI's taxonomy places the organism in Eukaryota, Metazoa, Chordata, Actinopteri, Cypriniformes, Xenocyprididae. The transcript is spliced from 8 exons. The record is from RefSeq and is a predicted model, not a curated record.
AGCUUCUAUCUAUCAAGAUUUUUAUGUUCACUGUCUGUGACCGUUUUAAAACAGAAGAAACACUAACGUACGUCUCUGAUAGCCUAAACUAAAGAAGUCAGAGAUCGCGGAGUGAUACGAGAGACUUAAAAGUAGCACCAUUUACUCGGCUCAAGAUGAUUAUCUGACAGAUAAGGAUUUUCUAUUUGUUCAUAGAGGAAGCCCCGUAAAACGCCUCUGAUCGUUAGACAUAUGCUUUUAAGUCUAUCAAACUAAUAAUAACGAAUAAAUGAAAUUAUUCUCAUAAAGGUGUGUCCAAUCCGCAUCCUCUUCUCCGUUCCCUCACUGCGGCGAUGGAGAGCAACAGGUGCUCACAGGUGAGUUCGUGUUGUUCGUCCUCUGGACACCCUCACCGGGCGGCUCUGAUUCUGGCCCGGGGUGGCAGUAAAGGAAUCCCUUUGAAGAACAUCAAGAAUCUGGCCGGUGUUCCUCUCAUCGGAUGGGUCCUGAGAGCUGCUUUGGAUUCAGGAGUCGCUGACAGCGUGUGGGUUUCCACAGAUCACGAUGAAAUUGAGCGGGUCGCAAAAGUCUGGGGCGCGAAAGUUCAUCGCCGCAGUGCUGAAGUUUCCAAAGAUUCUUCCAGCUCUCUGGAGACUAUCCAGGAGUUCAUCCGACUGAGACCCGAGGUGGACAUCGUCUGUCAUAUUCAGGCUACGUCUCCAUGCCUGCACCCUCAUCACAUCAGAGAAGCCCUGCAGAUGAUCACCGAACAGGGUUGUGACUACGUGUUUUCAGUGGUGCGCAGACACCAGUUUCGGUGGGAGGAGGUGAACGAGAAAGGGAGUAAGAAUCCGACUCCUCUGAACAUCGAUGUGGCGCACAGACCUCGACGCCAAGACUGGUGUGGGGAACUCUAUGAAAAUGGCUCUUUCUAUUUUUAUACGAGAAAAGCCCUGGAAAACGGCCUUGAACAGUUGGACAAGAUCGCUUACUAUGAGAUGCUGCCUGAGCACAGCGUUGAUAUCGACGUGGACAUCGACUGGCCUGUCGCUGAGCAGAGGGUUCUGAGGUUUGGCUACUUCGGCCAAGAGGAGAAAGCGGCGAUCAGGCUGUUUCUGUGUAAUGUGUCUGGCUGUUUGACGAAUUGUCAGAUUUACACAUCGGUUUCAGGAGAGGACCUUGUGGCCAUCAAUGCUCGAGACGUGGCAGGCAUACAGAUGCUUCAGAGAGAAGAUAUAGAGGUGAUCCUCAUAUCCAGCGUGAAUGAGCCACUGUCCAGGGGUCUCCUGGAGAAAGUGGCCCAGCAGGCCAGAUGUGGCCUCAGGAUUGGAGAGCAGCAGAAAGGGCUUGAGGUGGAGCGGCUGAUGAGAGAGAAAAAUCUGCGGUGGGACGAGGUGGCCUUCAUGGGUUCAGAAGCUGAAGAUGUAGAUGUCCUGUCUCAGGUGGGGCUGAAUGGCGUCCCAUGUGACGCACCUGUGGCUGAUCUCAUUGCAGCUAAAUACAUCUGCCAGAGACCCGGUGGCCACGGAGCCAUUCGGGAGUUUGCCGAGUACAUUCUGACGCUGGAGAAAAAGAGCACGUCACAGGUGCACCAGAAUCGCAUUGACAGGGCUCAUUUUUAGAACUUUUCUGUUUUAAACAGUCAGUUUGUUGAACUUUAUCUUUAUUGUCCUUAGAGGCAAUUAUUUUUGUAGACAGCAGUACACAUUCAUGUCCAUACAGCAACACAAUACACAUUGGAUAACACACAUUUAUAAUAAUGUUAUAAUCAUUUAAAAACAUAAUAGCAGCAGGUAUGUGUCCCUGUGAUAACAUGACAUCGGAUCUAAUUUGAUUAAAACACCUGUGCGUGUCUGUUAACAAAAACACAACUGCGUUCCAGUUUAUCUCUUCACUUGAUCUCUCUCUCUGUAUAUUUACAAUUUAUUAAUAUGCAAUACUCAUUUACUUGUUGCACACCAUUUUAUGGUUUGUUUAAUCUUCUUCUGUAUGAAAGGGAGAUGUCUUCAUAUCAGUGUCAUCAAGGACAGUGUUGUGCAUCAGGAGUUUUCCAUUAACUAUACGCGUUACAUUUUUGCCAGUCCGAGGACAUCAGGAAGGACACAGCUAAAAUUAAUCUGUAAUGUUUAAGGUGUGAUUCAGUUUAUGUAUGUGUGCAUGUAUAUCCUACUUUUCAAAAGUUUGGGGUCAUUAAGAUUUGUUUUAAAGAAACUGACAUUUUCCUACCUACUUCAAAUAAAUGGUGUUUUUCAAA